Pararge aegeria (speckled wood butterfly) is the source of this 3136-nucleotide messenger RNA. RefSeq lists its product as uncharacterized. The coding region runs from base 525 to 2624 and encodes 699 amino acids. The transcript has 3 exons. NCBI's taxonomy places the organism in Eukaryota, Metazoa, Arthropoda, Insecta, Lepidoptera, Nymphalidae. The record is from RefSeq and is a predicted model, not a curated record.
CACAAUUGAGGCCACCAGAACCAGAGCGGCCCAAACCACAAUUUGUGAUAUAUUAGUUGACCACGGCAAUGCUCCUUUUCAAACCCUUAAGUUCAUAGCCAGAGUGGCUCAAAGGUAAUUUCAGUAAACAAUCAUAGAUGGCGUUAAAAAAAUUGUUCUGGCAUUUUGAUUCUUAAAUGAAUAUUAAUAGAGCAUAGUGGCCCAGAUCACUUGAGUCACUAUAGUAUCUGCCGCCAUUACGGCUCAUGUGACAUGGGCCACUCUGGUCUUUGGUACUUACGUGUAAACAUUUUUGGUGUUGUGGGUACAAAACUGGUGUUUUUACGCAAUAAGUGUGUAUAGAUUAGUUAUUAAUCUACGUGAACGUGCGGAAAGGUGUUGGCGGUACAGCAAUAAGCUUAAGAGGUAAGAAUACCUGUUAUUAGUCAGAUAUUUUCUUGUUUUUUCGAUGUCAAUAAAUUGUAACCUACAAAUUAACUUAAUUUUUACUAUUUUUGUUUCGAACAGAUCUAGCAGGAGCUACAAUGAUUGAAACUGAGAAUGAAGCUGCUGAAAACAUUGAGGAUGACAUACUAGACCCAGCAGAAGCUACAAUGAGUGCAACUGAGAAUGAAGCUACUGACAACAUUGAAGGUGACUUACGUGAUAUAUUUGGAUUGAGUCCGGUGGAGCCCUAUGAGGAUUCGGGUUCUGAGUAUGUCCCAGAACAACGUAGCAGGAGCUCAUCGAGGAGUUUACAAGACAUUCUUGGGGACUCGUCUACUGAAAACAAUGAAGAGGGUCAGCCAUCUUUUUCAACAAACAAAGAUACAAGGAAGCGUAUGCGCAAAGAAAGUUUAUGGAAAAAGAAUGUGAGAAAAAAUAAACGAGCUAGAGGUGAGGCAUACGUAAAUACAAAAGGCGUUCUCAUUCCUGCUAAACAAAUAGAUACAGGUCUUCAAUGCACCUGUAAUCAAAAAUGCCAUGACAAAAUUGUACAUGACAGACAAAAACAACUUUUUUCAAAGUUUUAUGCCCUAGCAAAUUUUGAUUUGCAAAGUGCAUACCUAUAUUCACUCAUACAUGUCGUGAUAAAAGCAAGGUCUUAUGUGAGAGUUAGAGAUACCACAUCGGAUCGGGUAGCUGGAAACGUCACAUCGAAGCCCAAGGAAUUUUCUCGAUUGUAUCACUUACCAGAGGCGAAUGGAAAACAUAUUCGUGUGUGUAAGUCAUUUUUUAAGCAAGUUUUUAAAGUAUCGGACGGACGCCUUACAAGGGUUCUGAAAAAUAAGCCUCUUGGCGAUCCCGCUCCCAUUGAUAAAAGAGGCCGGCACAUUCCGUCGAAUAAAACUCCAGAAACAAAAGUAAACGAAGUAAAGGAUUUCAUCAAUACUUUUCCGAAAUAUGAUUCUCACUACACAAGACACAAAAGUGAAUCGAGACAGUACUUGCCUCCUCACUUAAAUUUGUCAAUAAUGUACUCUGAAUACAAAAGUAAGGUUGCAGGACCAGUUUCAAAAUACAUAUUCGAAAAAAUAUUUAAUGAAAAUUUCAACCUCACAUUUCAUGCUCCAGUAACUGACUCAUGUAAGCGAUGUGACAAUUUCAAAGUAAAAAUUGACGCUUGCGAUAACAACGAGCUUUCUAAAAAAAAUGAGCUUACUAUCGCCAAAGAACUUCAUUUGCGAAAAGCAGAAUCUGCGAUGAAAAAUUUAAAACUUGACAUGCAAAAUGCGAAGCAGGAUAACGAUACUACCGUUAUAAUCUUUGACUUAAUGAAGACUCUCCCAACACCAGUAAUUUCAACUGGUAUUUGCUACUACAAGCGUCAGUUGUGGACCUACUGUUUAGGCAUUCAUAAUGCUGGUACAGACGAAAUGUUUAUGUAUGUCUGGGAUGAAUCGACAGCAUCCAGGGGACCACAAGAAAUAGGUUCAUGCCUCCUAAAAUUUAUCAGAGAACAUGUACACACAAAGAGGCUAAUCAUGUACUCUGACCAGUGUGGCGGGCAAAACCGCAACAUAAAAGUUGCAGCGUUAUGUAUGCAUAUUGUUUCUAGUCCUCAAUUUACAGUGGAAAAUAUAGACCACAAAUUUACGGUCAGCGGACAUUCUUUUUCAUCUUGCGACCGGGCUUUUGGCUUGGUGGAAAAACAAAAGAAGUAUUUCCCAGACAUAUACGUUCCCGAACAUUGGAACAAUGUGAUAUUAGCAGCAAGAAAAAAGAAACCUUUCAAAAUUGUGGAAAUGAAAGGAGAUGACUUUAUAUCCACCAAAGCCUUGGAAACUAAUAUCACAAACAGGAAGAUCGGCGUUGAUCGAAGUAAAGUUGAAUGGCUUAAAAUACAGUGGCUUUUGUACAAUAAAAGCCAUCCAUUCUCGAUGUUCUUCAAAUAUUCCAACGAGCCAGAAGUUCUUUUCGCAGAGGUUAAUUUCAGCAAGAGGUCAUCCAAAGAUACGUCAAACUUUGAACUCGAGAUUUUAUUUCCAGAGGGAAGAAAAAUCAGCCAUGAGAAAAAAAAAGACCUUCUAUGCCUUUUGGAAUAUGUUCCACCUAUCUAUCACCCUUUCUAUGAACAACUCAAAGUCUCCUCCAAUGCGGGGAAUGAACUAGAUGGUGCAAUUAGUGAUUCUUCGACUGAUUAACUGACUGGCUAAUUUAAUACUUUGUCAUGUUAUGCCUAAGAUAGUCUUAAGUUGAAAUAAAAACUAUAAUAAAUUAAUAAUAUAUGAGUUUAAGAUAAAUCUAAAGUUUAAUAAAAAUUACACAGUAAUAAAGGAGCUAGUUCUGAGUUUAAUUUGUAGUAUUUAAGUUGAAAAAUGACAAUUUGCAUUUAAAUUAAUAAAAAAGGUGAUAAGGUUCAUACAUAUUGGCCUAUUAUUUAUACACUGUUUAUAAAUAUAUUGUCAAUGCUAAGUGCCAUAGUGGCCUAUCUGCAAAAAAAAUUACAAAUAACAAAAAUACUGAUUAUUUUUACAGUUCAUCUAAAUUUUAUCAAUAACUAAUAUCAUAUUUUACAAAUUUUGAAUACAGUGUCUAUGAUUUUUUUUUUAAUUACAUCUACUUAAAAUUUCACCUUAACUAUUUUGGCACAUAUCCACAUAAUAGUAGCUUGUGUUUGGGUCACUCUGGUUCUGGUGGCCUCAAUUAAUAACAU